AUGAAGUUAUUGUGCUUAAUCAGUAUACUUGCUUUCUGCCAGGUAGGUGCGCGGCUUACUCUUCCCAAAAUAGAAGAGCUUCAGAAGGCCACAUACAAAAGCGACACAUUUGGUCUCCAGAAAGUGCGCCAGGAAGGGCCCUUGGGCUUUUUGCACACAUAUAUUUAUCACAAAAAGGGAUAUAUGCACAAUAAGCGAUUUUAUUCACCUGUAAUAGAAACAUCCUACAGCCUUGUGAAAAACCGAAAAGCAGAUAAAACAAGCCCUACAACGUUCACAUUCAUCCGAGCACCAAAUAAGGACACAGUACAUCCACUUAGUAAAAGUGCAGAUGAAGAGAGUAGCUAUUUAGAAAGCUACCAUGCAAAUCUUAUCCGAAUGUUUCCAUCGUCCACAGGGGACCUUUCAAUUGAAUCAGGCCGAUACAAUUCGCUCACUAGGUUUCUUAGAAGCAGGGAGGUGCAAAAGCAUACAUCUCACAUUCUAGCUGCUCUUUUCUUGCUUGCAAGAGGGGUACAGGUAGAGCUUAUGUGCAAUAAAGAAGAAAAAACACUUCUGCUAAAGAACAAGAAAGGGGGUGUUCUAUUCGAUAUUCCUAUGAGAAUCUCAGGAUAUUCAAACAAGAACAGCAAAAAGAAGAAGAACAUACCCCAGAAAGAGGCAGAGAUGAUUAUUAGCUUUUUCAUAGAGUGCUGUGCUAGCAGGCCUUUAUCCACACAGCAUAUACUUUCCCAGGAAAUCAGCUUAGAGGAGUUUAAUAAAGGAAAGUUUCUGGACAGCCCAGAGUUUCUCAUAGACACAUAUAUCUUUGAGUUUAUAGAGAGCGUGGAGAGUGCUAAGAAUUUUGCGAGAGCUGUUCAUGAGAUGCUAAUUGACUGUGUUGAAGAAGAGCUCUGCAUAGAGCACCAAGCCAGCUUAAAAGAAGCAGCACUCGUACUUAACCAGUGCUUUGUCUCUGUAGAAAGUGCAGAGAAAAGUGAGCUAAGCCAGCUUGAUGUACUAAAAAGCAUUCAUAACACAACACAGAAAUACAAGGUCACCCCUUUCUACGAUUCCAGCUACUUCCUUGAAUACACAGUAACUCCGUGCUACAAUCGUGAAUUGAAGAGGUUCACACACAAUCCAGUAGAGAAUUUUAGUAACUGUGUGGAAGCAGGAAUUCUCACGCUAUUCUGCUGUUUUGCAUAUGAACCCAGCACACAAAGCUAUACAACCAGCCACAUCAAAUCGCCGUCUGACGAUCUUAGGGAGUUUUUUUACAUGUACCCAGAGCCCGUGGAGAGUGCAGACAGACAGCUGCAUAUGGCAUGGGGAAGAGUGGUGUCAGAUCUAAAAGGAGGUGCUGUAUAUCUAGGCAAAGGAAAUGAGCUCGAAACAGGAAUACUUAACAUGCUGAGUGUUCUAGUGGAGGUAGCAAAUCUGCCAAAAGAGAAGCUCAACAUGCUAAUAGAAAGGGUGAAUAGCAUAACAGGCUCUGAUCAGGAUGUGUUUGCAGAUAUAAAACAAUAUACCACAGAGGUCUUUACAGUUCUGUCGUACAAUAAAUCCUUGCAAGUUAACUUUGCAGACCUAAACAAAGGAUACCUAGAGGAUGGAGGUGUAGAUGUUUUUGGCAAAAUCACCUUAGCAUACAUACACGGCGAUGUAGAGAAUGCAAUAGAAUUUAUUUUGUCCCGGAAGCACAUGAGCAUCUCUCUGCCAGCAAGCGCAAACAAUAAGGCAGAAGUCAUGGUGAAAGAAAUUCUUGAAGUACAAAAAGGAUGCAGACAGCCAUGGACCUUUUUCGAGCAUCUUCUUAUGCACUAUAUCAGCUCAACCAUCAAUAGCAUUAUGGAAGGCACUGAAAACAGAGCUGCUAUUAUAUACCAGAUCAAGAAAGUGCAUGCAGAUCCAAUCAAGAAAAGCAAUUCUUUAUUUCUACUCAAAAAGAUAGAAAACAUUGAGUACAAGAGAGAAAUUGUGUCUCGUCUUAUAAUAUACUCAAAAAUAGAAGAUCUACAUGCAUGUAAUCCGGUGGUAAGGUUUACGUCAAAUAUAAUAGGCAGCGUACCGCUAGGAGACAGGGCCACACAGAGAAAAAUGCUGGCUGCUUCUAUUUGCACGGGAAGAUGCGCUGCAUGCUACCCAAAUGUUCAGCUAGAGGAGUACGAUCUAAAUCUCAUGAUUGAGUAUACGUAUGAAGUAGUCCAGGUGUUCAACUAUAUAAUAGGCACUCAGAACCCAUCAAUGCUGCUGCACUGCUUAAAUGUGUAUAUGCGUAAAAUAGGAUACUAUUCGAUAUCAACACACAAUCCACUCACAUCAAGAUACUUAACGCAGAACAUGUUCAAGUGCCUCUUUGCAGAUAGAACCAUGAAAUAUGCAGACAAAGUGCUUGAAUUUGCCACAAAGUACUGGUCUGAGGUUCUGGACAUAGAAAGCCAGCUGUGCUUUAUAUGGUUCCACUAUGCAUGCGAGAGAUUUCCGUCUGAGAAAGAACUUCUUAAAGAUCUAUAUAAUGGCAUUCAGAACAUAGAUGACAUGCACAGCUGGUAUGGAUUUUUAAACCUUUCGCGUGCAGAUUAUUGCCGAAUAGUCUCAGUUCUGGACAGCCUUUCCUUGGAUACGCCUGAGCUAGCAAAAGAAUCUUUUAAUUUCCAACAAAUAUAUGGCAGCUGUCUCUAUUACUGUUCUGUCUCAUGA
Molecule: messenger RNA, 2682 nt
Organism: Nematocida ausubeli
Lineage: Eukaryota; Fungi; Microsporidia
Exons: 1
Coding region: 1-2682 (893 amino acids)
Source: RefSeq, a predicted model, not a curated record